Messenger RNA from Micropterus dolomieu (smallmouth bass), 1413 nucleotides. RefSeq names its product ankyrin repeat domain 39 (gene ankrd39). Bases 272 to 820 code for a protein of 182 amino acids. Gene Ontology annotation, molecular function: protein binding. NCBI's taxonomy places the organism in Eukaryota, Metazoa, Chordata, Actinopteri, Centrarchiformes, Centrarchidae. The record is from RefSeq and is a predicted model, not a curated record. The transcript has 4 exons.
UAUUGUUUUGUCAUUCUGUUAACAGUGAAUCGGCCUUGUUAACGUUGUUUUUGGUGCUUGUGUGUUUGGAGGCUAACUGUUGGUGGUGGUAAUGCACCAAAGAAGUUGUGUCGACCACUAAGUUAAAGAUAGACGAAGAAGAAACACGGAACUGUCAAACAGCAAAAUGUGUGAAUUCAUCAUGCCUGCAGCUCUAAAAACUAAUCCUCUGCUCUCAGGUUUAAAUUAAUUAAUCUGGGACUAUUGUAUCCUGCUUGUGCCAAUUAACACGAUGGCGUCUGACAGACACGAGUGUUUGUGUUGCUCCCAUCCAGUCUCCUCUCCCAGUGUUUACCAGACGCUGAAUGAAAUGGACUUUGAACGAGGUAUCUGGUCUGCUGCAAUGGAUGCGGACUUGGAGCGGGUCAAGUACUUGAUCCAGAAGGGCACAGACCCUAACCUGAGAGACUCAGCGGGAUACACAGCUCUGCACUAUGCAAGCCGCAGUGGCCAUUAUGCUGUAUGCAAGUUUCUUCUUGAGAAUGGUGCGUGUCCGUCUCCCCAGACACCAGGCGGUGCCACACCACUCCAUCGAUCAGCUUACUGCGGUCAUCUGGAUGUGGUUAGACUGCUGCUGCACCACAGAGCAGAUCCAGUGCUCUGUGAUGACGAUGGCGCAUGCCCUUUACAUAAGGCUGCAGAACAGGGUCAUAUAGAAGUGUGUCAGCUGCUUCUUGAGCACUGCCCAGCACUCUGCAGCCAGGUGAACAAGAGGCUCCAGCUACCCUACCAGCUGGCACCGCAGGAAGAUCUGCGGCAGCUCUUAAAACCACCUCAGUGACGACAGACACACUGCAUCUGGGGCAAACUGAUUUGCUCAAAUCAGGCAAAUGGCACGAGCUCAAGACAUUCUAGGUGAGAACACCUUAAGUUAGGAUUACACUCGUCUUGACCUGGAUUCACUACAUUUAGCUGUUUUUUUUCUCCACUGAUGAGCAAAGAGACACUUAAUGAAAAUGACAUUACAUUUCCCCCUGCUUCACACCAUAAACAUCAUUCUGUUUUCAUUUCUAAGUUACUGUUCCGAAACUAUAUACACCUACAAAACCUUGAUGGUGUGUAGCUGCACUGAACUUUAAUGUGCAUUUUUUGAUGAUUUCUCUGUGGAAUUAACCUUACACACAGAAGGUCAAUGUUUUGAGCAGACUUACAAGUUAACUACAGACAGUUACAGCAGUCCAGCUUAAAAGACACAAUGUGGUGUUGUAAUAAGAGUACUGAAGUUUCUCUUUGAAGGGAGUGAUGAGUUGGAGUCACUUGGUUGUUAGUCACAUGUUACAUUUGUGUACUCCAAACACCAGCAUUCACUUCCACUGCAGUGUUAAUGAUUGUUUACUCUUUGACAAGGCAGUUUGUAUUAAAACUGGAGGCCAA